Molecule: messenger RNA, 948 nt
Organism: Rosa rugosa (rugosa rose)
Lineage: Eukaryota; Viridiplantae; Streptophyta; Magnoliopsida; Rosales; Rosaceae
Product: disease resistance protein RPS6-like
Exons: 3
Coding region: 1-948 (315 amino acids)
Biological process (GO): defense response to fungus
Source: RefSeq, a predicted model, not a curated record
AUGGGGUUAGAAAGUUGCACCUCUCUUGAAAUGUUGGAAAUAGGGAGCUGCUCUAAAAUAACUUCCAUUCCAAUAGGUCAUGGCCUUCCACUCCUUCGCGGAUUAGAUAUUGUAGAUUGUCUUCAACUAUCAAGCCUACCGAGUUGGCUAGAGUACUGCACCUCUCUUCAGAAUUUGAGCAUAAGAAAUUGUGAUAAGCUAACCUCAAUUUCACUUCACAGUCUCCCAUCCCUCGGCAAGUUGUCUAUAAAGUAUUGUGAGAGUCUAGAGUCAGUUUCCACUGUACAGGGCUUCACAUCACUCCGUCAAUUCAUAAUUGAAGGUUGUGAGAGAUUGACUUGUUUGCUAAUCGGGCAAGAAGCUUUUCCGAAGCUGAAAUCACUCAACAUCUCUAUGUGUGGAAGCUUGAGGUAUUUAUCGGAUGGGUUACAAAGCCAUGUCUCUCUUGAAAAGUUGAUGAUAAGCUAUUGCCGUAAUCUGCAGACUAUUCCAAGUUUAAGUAAUCUCACCUCCCUUCAAAUGUUGAAUAUUUCCAAUUGUUCUGGAUUAACAAGUCUACCCGGUGGGGUAGCAUUAGAAAUAGCAUCCUCACCUACCAGCCUCACCUGUCUGAAGGAAUUGGAAAUUGGUGGAUUCAAAAAGGAUCUUGAGUCAUUCCUUGCUUUUGAAGUUACAUCACAACAGCUUGAUGUGCUAAGGUUGUGGGGGUGGCCUAAGCUCAAGUCUCUGCCUGAACAAAUUCAACACCUGACUCUUUUGAGAAAAUUGACUAUACAGUCCUUCGAACAAGUGGAGGCUUUUCCAGAAUGGUUUGGAAACCUUGCAUCUCUCGUGGUCCUACGUAUUCAGAAUUGCUCUAGUCUGAUCUUUGUAGAAGGAAAACCGCAAAAUGUAUUGGUUUCUGCGGAAGUGUUGAAUGGCACUCCAACAGCUUCAUUUGAAUUGUGA